UCAGUACAUACAUAUUGAGAUGCUGUUUGAUUGUCCAACUUUGACUGACGUGAUAAAUUAUUUCUCUAUAUAGUCUCAUGUUAAAGUGUGCAAAGGUGUCAUUUACCUUUAACUGUCACAGAUAAAUGUAGAAAGGAAAGUUACCUGCUGGUAGUUUGGCAUGUGACCGCAGGAGGCUUCAUCUUCCUGACUGGAAUGGAUGAGGAAACACUCCACUGUGUAGUCACUGAUGUUAACCUGGUUAAUCUCAUUAACUGCACUGCCUUAGUUGCAAGCCUUGGGCAUUCAGGGUACAAUGAUGCGGGCAUCCAGCCAGACCUUCAUAGACUGGCCCUCAGUUCCAUCUUCCUAUUCCUUUUACCUGCUCAUGGCUGUGAGCCAGCGUCUAUUGUGUUUGCCUUGCCACCAGCCCAUUUUGGGGAAUACCAGAAGAAAAAGCUAAAACCUUGGAGCAGGACUUUGAAAAUUAUUAUUAUUAUUUUAAAUCGAAGUAAAAUUUGUUAUAUAUAUGAAAAAAAGUCUCAAGGAGUUUUAAAACAGAGAUGGUAAUUUUCAACCCUGUUUCCCAGAAACAAGCUGCCAUUUGCAAUUUGGUAUCCACCAUUCCAGGCUUUGGUUGGUUGGUGGUUUUCUCUGCAGGAGCAUACACUGGAGGACAGGUGUCUUGUCUUCUGCCAGUGACAGCAGGGAAACUAACAUGGACUGAAAAGGGGCCUUGCUUACUUUACUGCAUGUAAUUUCAUGACUCUUCUCCCGCUAACAUGCUGUUUUACACUGGCUCAAGGUCAGUGUCUUAAGUGGCAGAGCUGGGAUUUGGACCCAAGUCUGUUUUCCUCAUGCUUGUUUCUCUCUUUCAGGGACCACACCAGUCUGUCUAAACCUGCAUUAAGAUGACAGCCAUUGGGCACACGUGGCAAUUUAAGGACUGGAGAGAGCGGCAAGAGCACAUUUAUCAAGCAGAUGAGAAUCAUCCACGGGUCGGGGUACUCCGAUGAAGACAAAAGGGGCUUCACCAAGCUGGUGUAUCAGAACAUCUUCACGGCCAUGCAGGCCAUGAUCAGAGCCAUGGACACGCUCAAGAUCCCCUACAAGUACGAGCACAAUAAGGCUCAUGCACAAUUAGUUCGAGAAGUUGAUGUGGAGAAGGUGUCUGCUUUUGAGAAUCCAUACGUAGAUGCAAUAAAGAGUUUAUGGAAUGAUCCUGGAAUCCAGGAAUGCUAUGAUAGACGACGAGAAUAUCAGUUAUCUGACUCUACCAAAUACUAUCUUAAUGACUUGGACCGUGUUGCCGACCCUGCCUACCUGCCUACGCAACAAGAUGUGCUUAGAGUUCGAGUCCCCACCACAGGGAUCAUCGAAUACCCCUUUGACUUACAAAGUGUCAUUUUCAGAAUGGUCGAUGUAGGGGGCCAAAGGUCAGAGAGAAGAAAAUGGAUACACUGCUUUGAAAAUGUCACCUCUAUCAUGUUUCUAGUAGCGCUUAGUGAAUAUGAUCAAGUUCUCGUGGAAUCGGACAAUGAGAACCGAAUGGAGGAAAGCAAAGCACUCUUUAGAACAAUUAUCACAUAUCCCUGGUUCCAGAACUCCUCAGUUAUUCUGUUCUUAAACAAGAAAGAUCUUCUAGAGGAGAAAAUUAUGUAUUCCCACCUAGUUGACUACUUCCCGGAAUAUGAUGGACCCCAGAGAGAUGCCCAGGCAGCUCGAGAAUUCAUCCUGAAGAUGUUCGUGGACCUGAACCCAGACAGUGACAAAAUUAUCUACUCCCACUUCACAUGCGCCACAGACACCGAGAACAUCCGCUUUGUGUUUGCCGCCGUCAAGGACACCAUCCUCCAGUUGAACCUGAAGGAGUACAAUCUGGUCUAAGUGUGCCUCCUCGACACUGCCCUUCCCUUCCUUGGUGGGCUAUGAAAGCUAUACAAGAGGGACUGUAUUUCUGUGGAAAACGAUUUGCAUAAUACUAAUUUAUUGCCGUCCUGGACUCUGUGAGUGUGUCCACAGAGUUUGUAGUAAAUAUUAUGAUUUUAUUUAACUAUUCAGAGGAAAAACAGGAUGCUGAAGUACAGUCCCAGCACAUUUCCUCUCUCUCUCUCUCUCUUUUUUUUUUUUUUUGUUUAGGCAAAACCUCGUGACUCCAUGUAUUUUAAAUUCUCAGUCAUGCACUCACAAAGAUAAGAGUUGUUUCUCUCUCUCUCUCCUAUUGAGCAAAGGAAGCUGAUCUCCUUUUCCCUAACCCCCACCUCCCUCCUGGUUUCUCCUGGGUUACAAUGGCCUUUACCCAGUUCCAUUCUUGGUCAGGUUUCUCUCUCGAAUGAAACAGUUCGGGACAACAUCCUUCAGUUUAAGCCAUCAGCAUCAGCUUAAUUUAACAGUUUGUAGUUUUUGCUGAAGGAUUAUAAGUAUUAAUACUGUGGUUUUCAAUGUAUUGCUCUGGAUACACCCGUAGAGUUUUUUAUAUAAGUAUAUUGUCUUGCCUCACUUUGGCCAGAGGCCCGUCCACCGCGUCAUUUCUUUGGGAUUUCUGCCUUCGGCCGUAGCGUGGUUGCUCAGAGGAAUGGGCAGGAGGUAGCAGGGAGGGCAGACACACACAGGAGUCCUUUCUUUUGAAAUGCCAUGUGCCAUUGUCCUUCUUCCCUUCCUUCUUCCUUUCUUCACCCUCUCUUCUUUAAAUUACACAUGCCAAAAAUAUGCCAACAGACACUACAUUACCCCAGUGGCUGCUACCCAGGGUCUUUUCGUAGGUUGCUCUUAAUUUUUUUCCCUCUUGGUUAAGACUUUUUUCUCCCUUUUUUUCUUAGUGUUUGGGCCACAAUUUUUAGAUGACAUUUAUUAUGGGUCCAUGUUGCCAAAGCUGGCUUUUUGUAAAACAGAGUAAGAAAAACUUAAAAGCUAAAAGCCGGUAUCUUAAAAUGUAAGCGAAUAAGACUGUGAAGCCUAAAAUGAUUGGCUGAGAAUGAACCUGAAACACCAAUUGCCAAACAAUUGGUAACUUGUCAAUUUGAUUCUCAUGGUCCAUUCUUUUCUUUGACCUUAAAUUACAUUGUUUAUCUCCAUGUUCCAUGUUGAGUGUCCAAAAUGUGGAAAAGUGUCCUCCCCGAUGCAACGUGACAUUUGCUUCUGUCUCCUCAUUGGAAGCCAGUUUUACUUGUGUUCUUUAAGGUUGAAUAGGUCUGCCAAGAACAAUGAAUGGUAGUAUUAUUCUGACACCUUUAAUUUGUAAUUUCUGAAGCUACUGCUAGUUUACUGCCUUUGAACCUUUUUAAACUGGUUACUGGUUAAGUUGAACGUAAGGAAGAUUUGUGAACUUAACUCAAAAGGAACCUCUCAUUGUUCUGUAGAACAUGUAUGUAUGUCACUGAACCUCCUGAGAGAGAUGUUUGGAGUUUUUUAUGUGCACUUUUCAACAAAUGCAAAAAACAGCACAUGGAACGAUGAGCUCUCCUGUCAAGCAGCUUGAGUUGAAAUAAUGAUUUAAGAAAAUAAAUCAUGAUUGUUUUAAACCUGCUGGGAAGUUAGAAUUAGGCCAUGACUGGUCUCAUUUUAACUAUAAUACUAUUUGGCAUGAGUCAGAACUUCCAUAUAAAUCACUCUCUUGGAACAGCAAACAGAAAAUUAAUGGCGUAUUUGAUGAGUACCAGAGUUCCUAAAUAGUAAUGAAAUGUUCUCAUUCUUUAUUCUCCCAGCCUCAAACAGCACAGGUUCCUUUUUUUUCCUUGCUCAGAAAGCACCUGUAAUUUAACUGAGAAACGGACUGCCUGUAAGUCUAGUGCAAUCACGAAUGCUCUAAUCAUUGUGCAUACAUCUCUCUUGAUACUGCAGCAUCCAUACUGGCUUUGUGAUCAUUAAUUGUUUUGGCAGAUUGAAUGUGCUGUAUUGAUAUGUAUCUAUGUAAUUGUAUGUCUUAUAGCUAAUUCACAUUUUGAAUAAUGUUAUUUUAUUUACUUUUUUAAGAGAGGAGAAUGUAAAUUUGUCAGUUUAUUUCUGACUAGGGAUAUUUUGUUUUUUCCAUUUAGAAAAGAAGAAAAAAAAAAAAACCUUACUGUCGUACAGAGCGGUACUAGCAUCGUGCUGUAUAAAAUCAUUUGCACAUUCCUGAGUAGAGGUAUACUAAUUAUAAGAAAAGGUAAUUUCAUAGCAAAAUACCUAAAAUCAGUCGGAGCUUUUAUACAAACAUGGAAACCAACUUUGUAGACCUUUUGCCAUUUACCUAGGAUUGGAAUAUGAGCUUUUAUACAAUUCAUAUUCUCCUUUGGCAAACGCACAGUUUAGUAUUACCUCUCUGAUGGCCUUUAUUAGAAAGGCAGUUUUAGAAGCUAUUGUGAUCCACUAAGGAAAUGUUUUAACAGCUAGAGACCACUGCUUGCCUGAAAGGGCGUUCUUAAAUUUGGUGCAGCAAAAAGAAAAAAAAAAAAAGAAAAAGAAAAAAAAAAAAGUAAACAACAUUUGAAGGCCUACAGUGUGUAUAGAGAAAAACCUCAUCACGAGAUCAUAAGUGUUACAGUUGUAGGGAAUCAAGAUAUUCUAUUUAAUAGAGCUAUCGUAGAUUGUAGUCGAUUAAACCUGAUCUCAAAGCUCGGAAGAAGCUGAGCAAAACAGGGAAAGAGUGUUACAUGUGUCUUGACGAAAUUGGGAUGGAAUCGCUAUGCAGAACCGGGUUUGUGGCCUCACUGUUCCUCUUAGGGCGCAUGACAAGAUCCCUUCUCUUGAGAAAGGAAAAAAUUGAUCACCCUAGCUACAGUGAGGCCUAGAGACCUAAUUGUAUCCACACUAGUCAGUCGAAGCUAAAGGAUUAUCUUUUUUGUUUCUUUGU
Molecule: messenger RNA, 4810 nt
Organism: Molossus molossus (Pallas's mastiff bat)
Lineage: Eukaryota; Metazoa; Chordata; Mammalia; Chiroptera; Molossidae
Gene: GNAQ
Product: G protein subunit alpha q
Exons: 7
Coding region: 961-1866 (301 amino acids)
Biological process (GO): adenylate cyclase-modulating G protein-coupled receptor signaling pathway; phospholipase C-activating dopamine receptor signaling pathway; action potential
Cellular component (GO): heterotrimeric G-protein complex
Molecular function (GO): GTPase activity; G-protein beta/gamma-subunit complex binding; GTPase activator activity
Source: RefSeq, a predicted model, not a curated record